GAAUGUCCAUUACAAGCGGUAAUGCUGAAGGAAUGACAUCUCAGCUCACCCGUCCCCUCAACUCCCUCAUCACCCUUUGUCUAACACGGUUAUCAAGACAGAACGAGACACAUGGUGCAGCACCCUCCCACAUAUCCAACCAUGACAUAAGAGUUCCAGUUCGCAAUGGUCAGACCUCAGCUGGGGAUCACAUCAAGACGCUCUUUGACUGUGAUCUUCCCACUGACAAAGAAAAUGAAACUUUCGUCAAAUGUCUGGAGAAAGCGCAGCUGCAGGGUCCCGGCAUCAGAUUCGUCGUUAUAGGUUCAGAAAACUACGUAGGUAAAUGGUUAAACGGAGGGCGCCGAGGUCACGGUUUGAACUACAAGUGUUUUGCUCAACAGUUUGUAGGCAGUCCUGUUGGACCCGGUCAGAGGAACUUCUUCGAGCAGACACUUUUACUGGGCGAGGUGCAGUAUGACGACAUCACCAAGCAGCUCGAUGAUAUGGCACAAGCUGAGGGAAUCGAGCAAACUAACAUUAAAUACGGUGAUAAUAAGGUGUAUGACCGGAUGGUGGAAGAAGCCAGUAUCAGAUGUCAGAGGAGGCUGGCUAAUAUUGUGAGGUGCAUCGCCCGCUGUUCUCUCCGACCUAUCUGUAUAUCGGGGGGUAACGAGGACAUCCUCGGUUUAGGGUACGGUGUACAUUUAGGUCGCACGAUAGCACGGGGUACCCCAUCCAAUCUCACACUAGGCAACUUCGAUUGUCACGGGGAUUACAAAAACUUGGAGGAGAGAGGCGCGCAUUCCGGGAACGGGUUUUCUUUUCUUAACACCAUCGGUAUUCUUAAGAAAUACGCAGUUCUAGGUUUAUCUCCCUACGAAAACAGGGAAUCCAUGAUGGAACAACUAAUAAGUACAAACUGUUGGUACAGGUAUUUGGAUGACAUAUCAGUGAUAGGAGCCCCUAACAGGCCCUCUUUACACGAAAGUUUACUGGAAAUGAUCAAAGCGUUAGACGCUGAAAACGAUGAGGUGCCAGGUUUAUGUGUAGAUCUAGAUGUUACUGAGGAUCUCACCACUGUCAGCUGUCCUGCUACUCUCGGCAUCACCAGAGCUCAGGUGCACGAACUAGUACAAGAGUUCACCAGAUACAACAAACCUUUCUUCCUGUUGCUAGCCGAGGGGAUGCCAGAUCCCAUGAUCCCUUUGACUGAGGGUAUAAACCGUACACUUGGAAAAUAUCAGGCCGGUCUUGUAUCUUGCUUCCUCAGGAACUGUAUCAGUGUACCUCACAUUUAACUAGCUUAUAACACAUCGCUACACGGUACUAUACUAUCUACAGUUACCACCGCUGAGUUUAUCUUAAACCUUCUGUUUUUCUGAAGGAGUUGCCGUUUUAUGGAACUAAAGAGGAAUUCCAGCUUACUGGAAACUGGCGUAAGAUUAUUAGCUCGGAGGAGAUUUUAACAGUUGUUAAAUUUCUCGUUUUAUCGCCAUUCGCAGGGUUUUUAUUUCAUACGUCAAGCCCAUCUGUGGCACGUGACCACUUUUUACGAAAAUAUCUUCAAUCUUCUCAUGUUAUGUUUGCUUGAUGCUCUGAUAUUGGAGUACUAUUUGAUUAUAAUACAGUUUGAUUCAGUUGUGCAUGUAAUGGUUAUAAGGAUCCAAGAAAAUCUGUUUAAAGUUUAAUACAUGUAUACAUAAGUCACAUUAAUUUAUUCAACAGAUGGUUCUUUUGUUUUAUUUAAUUGAUAACCUUGAACAUUUUCCUAUCUUAGUUCAAAAAAGCUAGGCUCACUAUUCUGUAUUCAUUAUACAACUCAGCUUAAAUGAUUUAUGGUAUCUGUUAUUUUGAAUGUUUCUUAAAGUUUAAGUACGAGUGAUUUUUAUGUCUAAUUUUUAUUUCAUCAAUUUAGUUAAGGAUUAAAAAUGAUAAAAGUACAUAUCAUUUAAAAUUUCUUAACAUGUUAAGUGCACGUUACAAUUAGUAUACAAUUACAUCUACGAAAAUGUGUCAUAUAUUUCUUGGUUGAAACAUUUACAACUUAAACAUUUGCGUAAUUUUGUCGGUGAAUGAAUAAAUAAUAGAGACCGAAUCAGUAUUUUAAUCAAGCUGUCUUUUCAAUAUGGUUCGUGUUGGUUAAUUAUUGCAAUUUUCCAAGAUAAUGUAGGAAUUUAAUAAUUCCAACAUAAGCUGAAUAGUGAAUAUGGAUCAGGUAUUUGGGCAACAUUGUGCAUCUGUAAAUAUUUUACCACAUAGCUGUGAGCACAUAAGAUACAAUUAUAUGUUCCUCAAAUUAAA
Molecule: messenger RNA, 2283 nt
Organism: Bolinopsis microptera
Lineage: Eukaryota; Metazoa; Ctenophora; Tentaculata; Lobata; Bolinopsidae
Exons: 10
Coding region: 3-1280 (425 amino acids)
Molecular function (GO): metal ion binding
Source: RefSeq, a predicted model, not a curated record